Molecule: messenger RNA, 1738 nt
Organism: Mollisia scopiformis
Lineage: Eukaryota; Fungi; Ascomycota; Leotiomycetes; Helotiales; Mollisiaceae
Exons: 1
Coding region: 1-1689 (562 amino acids)
Molecular function (GO): protein binding
Source: RefSeq, a predicted model, not a curated record
AUGUCUCAGCCUCAGCUGAGAUACUCGCAUAUCUGGAUCGACAUCGAGGAUUUGAUACUUGUCAUCGAGUCUAGGUCUCGACUUACGACACUUCGUGAAAGUAAACCCCUAGUCGAGGGGUUCCCAGGUACUUUCAGUACUCCAGACUUUAUAACAGGAUCUCUCUGCUCCCGAGCCUUGGUAAUGUCCUUUGGAUUCGGAGUGGGUGAUUUCCUUGCCGUGGGAAGACUGGUGCUUGAUCUUUACAACGCAUGCAAAGAUGCCCCCGGCGAGUUUCGAGAAAUAUGUCACGAACUCAGCUCCAUUCACACCGUUCUUUCGGGGCUAGCAACUCAAGCACAAGAUCCGACCUCAUUACUGGUCAAGCAAGGCAAAGAAAGAAUUCCAGAAUGGACGAAGAUCCAGGAGAAUCUCGAGUUCACAUUGGGAGAGCUGCAAGAUCUCGUCAAGCGGUACUAUAAAAUGGGACGAAACGCCUGGCUAAGAAUUCAGUUUGUCUCGGAAAAUCUGGCACAGUUGACAGGAAGGUUGACUUUUCACCUAAAUGUCAUCAAUGCAUUCGUUGGAAGCUUGAGUCUUUCGGCGCUGGGGAGGAUGGAGCCGGCUUUGGGUAGGAUAGAAGUCAUGCUCAGAGAGUCUGUGAGGGAAGAGAGGAGAGGAGACAAAGAACCCACUGUUCUCAGUGCCUAUGAGAAGAAUGACGAGAUAUCUUGGGAAAAAGUUGAAAGAGACUUGGCACUGGAAGGUGUGUCGAAGCAAGAGUUUGAGAAGAACAAGGACAGAAUCAAGGAGCUCUUGAACUGGGUUGUGGAGAAUGGAGCGGAUUUAGCGGCGUUGGAGGAAGUAGGCGUUGGAGACUCUGUGUCUCAGACUGGCGAUGAUCUGAAAGAUGAUCUGGCUAUAGAACGGAAGCCGAUAGCUAUUGAGCAUAAGGCGCCAACUGCGGCUGAACUCAAGAUCAUUGAGACCUGGACUAAGGCCGCUAUACCACGCAGAGGAGCCCGGGGGGUGUUGACCAAGGAAGCCAGUAAACAAGCGCGCGGGAUUGGAAGAUUCUUCUCGAGCUCCAAAGCAGGUGAUAGGAAGUACACGUACAAUGCCAGAGCUAUUGAAAAUUACAGGGCUCAACGACCGAAUGAACUUUCAUACACCAAAGAUGAGAGAUUGGAGGUUGCCGCAGGCAGUAGCGAAUGGUGGCCUGCUCGCAACGCUGGUGCCAAGAAGGGCGUAGUCUCUUCUGAUGCAUUCGUCCUUGAGUCUGAGAUCAUUUGGGAAGAGACGAUGGCCAAUUCCUCUCUUACUCGUCUUUGGAGUAAGCUGGACAUCGAGCUUGAUGACAAUUUUUAUCCCCUUUUCUACUAUGGCAAGACAGUCGCGAAAGCUUUUGCCAGAGAAGGAUAUAGUGCGCCUCCCUGGUGCUCAAACGACCUCUCUUUCAAGAAGCAUGAAAUACUCGAACUUUCAACUUCCGACGGGCUGUGGGUAAUGGGUCGAAAUGAGCAAGGAGAGAUUGGAAUUGUCCCAUCAGACCAUUUGGGUAUUCUGUGGUAUAAGGACGGAGUGUCCAGUUUCAAUCUUAUGAGUAGGGGGGAAGUGAAGAGUGUUUCCAUUGAGGCACUGCAGAGAAAUGAGAACGGAGUAUUCGACGACUUCUUGACGAAAAAUGCAAUUUUGAGGAAUUGGGGAUGAGCUUCGGUAAUGUUGAUUUAUCUCAAGUUGUGUAUAGCAAGUGCAUAGC